GAGGAAGCACGACGGUUGGAGGCGAAGGAGAAUGACAAUCAGCUCUGCUUGCGGGAGUUCGAGGUCGAGGUGCAAGCCCGGCAGCAGGAGCUCGGCGAGUCCGUCGCGGCAGCAGCGCGGCUGCCCACCGCUGAAGCGCUGUCCGAGGAGGAGCAGCGGCUUCGCGAGCGACUCGUGACUGUGGAGGAGGGCGUCAGUGCCGCGGUGUCAGAUCGGUUUGCCGCACUUUCGGCGGCGCUGAACGUGGAUGAUGUGCGUCGAUUGGAGCGCGAUUCUCGCUUGAACCGGGAGGCGGCGCAGUAUCGCGAAAGCGCGCUGUCCCAGCAGCUUCAAUCCUUCAAGGCUGAGCUCACCAUGAUCGAGUGGGCGCUCGAGGGCCGCCGUGUCCAGGGGGUACCCCAGCGAGCCCGGGAGUGCGAGGUGGAGGUCCAAAUCCUUCGAAAGCGGGCUGAGGAGAUCGAAAAGCGGCAAGAGGGCCGAAGCAAAGUGGUCGAGGAGCACGCUGCAGCCCUGCAAGAGAAACGUGAGCUCGAGAGGAAUCAAGAGCAGGCCUGUUCGAGGCUGCGAAUGGAGCUCAAGGACAAAGAGAGGGCAGCCACUCAGGCGGAGAGGCAGCUCGCCACCCUGUCGGCGGAGCUGGCGGUGGCGCACGAGGCAAGGUUCGAGCUCCUGCGGAAAAGUGUGCUGGAGGACAUCGCCCUCCCAUUCGGAGGCCCGCCCAGGGAGGCGAAGAAUGCCGCGAAGAAGCUUUCUGCCCUGGUUGCGGACUUGGACGCGUCUUCUCCGGCGGAGGCUGCCGCGGAGCUGCGCGUCGACUUCAGCAAGCUGCCACAGGCCAAGCGAAAGGCGGCCACGGGAGGCCCGGCGACAAAGCUGCUGGAGGACGAGUACCGCGCCGAGCUCCGGCGUUUGGCAGUGGACCUGGAGCAGCUGAAGCCCAACCUGAAGGCCAUUGCUCAAUUGGAGGCCAUCGACCAAGAGGCACUGCAUGCGGAGCGCGAGGCUCAGAAGGCUCGGAAGCGGGUGGAGGAAGCAGACCGGAGCUUCGAAACAGUUCGGACCGCAAGGCGGGAGAAGUUCAUGGGCUGCUUCCGGAAG
Molecule: messenger RNA, 1098 nt
Organism: Symbiodinium necroappetens
Lineage: Eukaryota; Dinophyceae; Suessiales; Symbiodiniaceae
Source: the annotation of a GenBank genome assembly